Molecule: messenger RNA, 958 nt
Organism: Lepisosteus oculatus (spotted gar)
Lineage: Eukaryota; Metazoa; Chordata; Actinopteri; Semionotiformes; Lepisosteidae
Source: RefSeq, a predicted model, not a curated record
GAUGGGAGCAGGAAGGUGACCUGGAGUGACAAGGGCCAGAAAUAUCCUGAUCACCCCGAGAGAUUUGACAGCUGGAGACAAGUGCUGUGCAGAGAAGGGCUGUUUGGGACUCGCUGUUACUGGGAGGUGGAGUGGAGAGGGACAGGGGCUUUUAUAGGCGUCACCUACAAAGGAAUCGGCAGGAAAGGGGGCUUUGACUGUGUUCUUGGGUGCAAUGACCAGUCCUGGAGUUUGUGCUGCUCGGGCUCAAGUUGCUCUUUCUGGCACAACAAUGUGAGAACCGCAGUAACUGACCCUCCCUCCUCCAGAAUAGGAGUGUAUGUGCAUCACAGGGCAGGAACUCUGUCAUUUUAUAGCAUCUCUGGAGACACAGUGACCCUCCUGCACAGAGUCCAGACCUCAUUCUCUGAACCCCUCUAUCCUGGGUUUGUGGUGACAAGCUCUGUGACCCUGUGUCAGCUGGAAUAGACCCUGUCCUAAUGUUAGCCAGAGCUGUGAAACACUGUCUGAUCAAUUAACAAUAAAUCUCAUCCUGCUGUAUCUGUCAGGGAUCUUGCAAGUAGUUCUCCAAGGAUCCUGUGCAUAGCCGUGAACUUUGCGGGAUGCAGAGGCAAACAAUCCAAAAUUGUAAUCCAGAAGCAACGUCAAUAGGCGAAGCUAGAGAUCAGUUAACCAGAAAGGGCCGAGAAAAACUGAAAAGUUAAGUCCAAAAACCGCAAAAGCUAACAAGAAAAUAACGCGCACUAGAAAACUCUAAGAGGCUUUUCAAUACUGAAAGGAGAGGAACGUGGUUCGAUAAUUGGUUCAGUGAGAAUCUGUGGAAUCUGGUGCCUGUGAGAAUGUGAUGGGUUCAGUUAGGAAUGAGAGCAUGAUACAGUGGGUUUGGGAAUGUAAUGGGUUUUGCGAGGGCAAGGGCGAGUGCAGGACAUGACAGUAUUGGUGCCCUGACCUGACAGGA